Molecule: messenger RNA, 681 nt
Organism: Annulohypoxylon truncatum
Lineage: Eukaryota; Fungi; Ascomycota; Sordariomycetes; Xylariales; Hypoxylaceae
Exons: 4
Coding region: 1-681 (226 amino acids)
Source: RefSeq, a predicted model, not a curated record
AUGGCCUCGUCAUCUCAGCCGCCAAAGCCUCAGCAGCCCAAAGCCUUGUCCCCUAGUUCAGGACCAAACGACAAGUAUCCCACUGAUGCAUCUCAUGAUGUGAUUAUGGAUAUUGCGGCCAAAUCAAUACAGACGGGAGCAGCGUUGGGUGCUGUUGGCAUGAUGUUCGGAGCUGGUGCCGGUAUUGUUCGAUCAGCUCCGCCGGUACUAUUUGCAUUCGCUGCUGGCCUCCAAUGGUUUGGUCUUGGAUCUAGUUACAUGGCAUCAAGGAGCGUUCUUUUGCACUCGUGGGGUGGUGAAAAAAACGCCACCUCAUCAGAUCGAGUUAAAGCGAGCGGAGUAGCCGGCGGCGUGGCUGGAAUGGUCGGCGGUAUGAUCCGAGGGCCUAGGAAUAUCAUACCGGGGAUUCUAGUCUUUAGCACCCUUGGCGGUGCUGGUGAAUAUUUAUCGCAACGCUUCAAGAAUCGUUCCAAGGACAAUGAAUCCAAGCCUAAAUCGAGCUGGAUUGAUUCGAAAUGGAGCCCCGUGAAGCGAUUGACUGAUGAGGAGUACGAGAAAAUGCUUGAAGAGAAGAUUCUCCGGAUUAAUGCGGAAAUCUCCAUUAUUGAUGAUAACAUUGCUUCUCUUCGGGGAUCCAGGAGCCUACCAGUCGAGCCAAACGAGGGAAAACGAGAUGGAUGA